Messenger RNA from Mandrillus leucophaeus (drill), 1141 nucleotides. It is a transcript of the gene CBLC, whose product is annotated as Cbl proto-oncogene C, E3 ubiquitin protein ligase. The record is from RefSeq and is a predicted model, not a curated record. Lineage: Eukaryota; Metazoa; Chordata; Mammalia; Primates; Cercopithecidae. The transcript is spliced from 10 exons. Gene Ontology annotation, cellular component: plasma membrane; ribosome; membrane raft. Gene Ontology annotation, biological process: cell surface receptor signaling pathway; negative regulation of epidermal growth factor-activated receptor activity; translation. Bases 1 to 1050 code for a protein of 349 amino acids. Gene Ontology annotation, molecular function: structural constituent of ribosome; receptor tyrosine kinase binding; ubiquitin protein ligase activity.
AUGGAACAUGUGAUUGAGGCCCUACCCAGGGCCAAGUUCAAGUUCCCUGGCCACCAGAAGACCUGCAUCUCAAGGAGGUGGGACUUUACCAAGUUUAGUGCAGAUCCAUUUGAAGACACGGUGGCUGAAAAGCAGCUCAUCCCGGAUGGCUAUGGCAUCAGUUAUCUGACCUUUAACCCCAUGCCACGACCAAAGACCCAGACCUUCGACAAGGGUCCCGGCGGCUCCAGGGACUUUCUCCUCGUCUACCUGGCCAAUCUGGAGGCCAAGAGCAGGCAGCUGGGCGCGCUGCUGCCGCCCCGGGGCCGAAGGAGUGCCAACGACGAGCUCUUCCGGGCGGGCUCCAGUCUCAGACCCCAGCCAUGGCCAACACUCCUCAAGAAUUGGCAGCUCCUGGCAGUCAACCACCCAGGCUACAUGGCCUUCCUCACCUAUAAUGAGGUCCAAGAGCGUCUGCAGGCCUGCAGGGACAAGCCAGGAAGCUACAUCUUCCGGCCCAGCUGUACUCGCCUGGGGCAGUGGGCCAUUGGCUACGUGAGCUCAGAUGGCAGCAUCCUGCAGACCAUCCCUGCCAGCAAACCCCUGUCCCAGGUGCUCCUGGAGGGACAGAAGGAUGGCUUCUACCUCUACCCAGAUGGAAAGAACCACAACCCAGACCUGACUGAGCUCGACCAGGCAGAAGCCCAGCAGCGCAUCCACGUAUCAGAGGAGCAGCUGCAGCUCUACUGGGCCAUGGACUCCACAUUUGAGCUCUGCAAGAUCUGUGCUGAGAGCAACAAGGAUGUGAAGAUCGAGCCGUGCGGGCACCUGCUUUGCAGCCGCUGCCUGGCUGCCUGGCAGCACUCGGACAGCCAGACCUGUCCCUUCUGCCGCUGCAAGAUCAAGGGCUGGGAGGCUGUGAGUAUCUACGAGUUCCAUGGUCAGGCUACUGCUGAGGACUCAGAGGACGGCAGUGACCAGGAAGGCAGAGAGUUGGAGCUGGAGCAGAGACUCCUAAAGGGGAACUCCCCUCCAGCUGCCCUGGGACCCCAGGACCCUGCCCCGGCCUGAAGGCCAGGGCACCGAGAUGUGCUGCUAAAGGGAGCCCCAAGGGCUGGAAGGGGAUUGUGAAACCGAAAUAAACUGCCAAGCCUUGUCUGUC